AUGAACAGCAGAUCUCUUUCGCGCUCUAAGAAGGCGCUUUCAACCAGUUUAGUACUAUUCUGGGUUCUUAAGGAAAAUGCAAAAAUUCAGUUCAUUAAAGCAAAGCAAUCGAAGUACGCACUUAAAGUCUUGAUAGGAAAAACCGUUCAAAUAGAUCAGAAGACAUACUCUUCAAACGACUUUGCCCAAAUUUCAAUGGUCUUUUGUGAGAAGAUGAAACUCCUCAUAGAACGCGAAAAGAGCAAAAAGACGCGAAUUUUGACAAUCAAUAGAACCGUCUUGGAAAGUAUUCGAUCACACAAAGAGUCCGUCAAAGAUUCUGAGGCUUUCGACUUUAACCAAAUUAAUGACUGCAGAAACAGGGAAGCUGCUUUUUCGAACUUUCUCUCAUUUGUGUUGGUACAAAGAGGAUAUUCACUGUGUUUGAACCUUACCACUUUAAAAGAGUCUUCAAAGGUGAUGCACUUUUAUGUGUGGGAGAAAGUUGUUGACCCUUCUGGUGAGGCUUUGUGCAUUAAACAGGACGAAAUUGUCUUAAGAAAAAUGGUAGAAAACAUCCAAGUGCAAAACACUGACAAUUUGGUGGUGUAUGGAAUCGGUGAUGUGUUACCACACUUGUGCACCGUGCCAGUAAGUGCUUUUGUCCCUGUUGACGAAAGAGACUACCAAAUAUUGUCAAGUUUCAAUGGAGUCCACCAUCCAUUUCAGUGA
Messenger RNA from Entamoeba invadens IP1, 711 nucleotides. RefSeq lists its product as hypothetical. Lineage: Eukaryota; Evosea; Mastigamoebida; Endamoebidae. The record is from RefSeq and is a predicted model, not a curated record. The coding region runs from base 1 to 711 and encodes 236 amino acids. The transcript has a single exon.